Messenger RNA from Trichoderma harzianum CBS 226.95, 273 nucleotides. RefSeq lists its product as hypothetical. The annotation marks the transcript as partial. The record is from RefSeq and is a predicted model, not a curated record. Lineage: Eukaryota; Fungi; Ascomycota; Sordariomycetes; Hypocreales; Hypocreaceae. The transcript has a single exon.
CAGAAGGAGGUAACCCCCUUAGGCCCAAAAAUAGGAGAGGCUACGGUCCUCCCCUUUACCCCUAAGAAGAAGAGACGCUUUAAAGAAGCCCUUAGCAUAGAUAAAAUGCCCUUACUCAGCUUUAACAAGGCAAAACUAAGUACAGCAGCAACAACGACCGCAGCGCAGACAGUAUUAAAAGGCCUUAUUACCUCUAUUUUCAGCGGUGUAAAGGAAGCCACUGACCUAAGUAAAAAAGGAAAAUCCCUUACCAGGAAUAAAAUUAUAAGCUAA